AUGGUGUUGUGGGAGAUAGCACUGGGAACAGCCUACUUCUUGGGCUUGAGGCGGAGUUAUCGGCUCGCAUUGAAGACCCAGCGUCGGAUUAUUAGCCCUAAGCAUCCAAGGAUCCGGCAAUUCAUGCAUCGGAGGACUCAUCAAAUCUUUGACAUGGCACUUAGGGUCCACAAGAACAUACAACAGAGAGACAUGGAAAUUGGCCGGAGCCUUGGAAACUGGAUUCUCCGGUGGCUCGAUCGGAUGAAGCCAUCAGCUCAGGUUAUUCUACCAAAACAGACAACAAUACAUACAGAGGCAACCGUGGACAAGGCGAAGAGACUAUUUGAAUCAACCUGUCUCAAACCACAUGCUAAUACUAUCCAGACUCCUCAGAACAGUGAAGUCGAUAGGCACUUGUUCUCGUCCUUGAAGAACCUCCGGCCCAAGAUUCCGUUGAUGAUGAUCAAGCCACCAAGAUCCACUGGAAGUACCACUCAGUACAGGAAUUACAGUGCAGCAGGUGAAUUCAGUCUAAUUAAACCGAUUUACGCUAGAAGCGGGUUUGAUGGUGUCAUCAGGAAGGACAUUUUGCAGUGGAUGCUGCAGAGAUGA
Messenger RNA from Arabis nemorensis, 594 nucleotides. The record is from the annotation of a GenBank genome assembly. NCBI's taxonomy places the organism in Eukaryota, Viridiplantae, Streptophyta, Magnoliopsida, Brassicales, Brassicaceae.